Molecule: messenger RNA, 671 nt
Organism: Ciona intestinalis (vase tunicate)
Lineage: Eukaryota; Metazoa; Chordata; Ascidiacea; Phlebobranchia; Cionidae
Product: small nuclear ribonucleoprotein Sm D1-like
Biological process (GO): RNA processing; spliceosomal snRNP assembly
Molecular function (GO): RNA binding
Source: RefSeq, a predicted model, not a curated record
CGAAAAUCGUUGGUCAUCACUGCUAAGCACGAACACCAAGCGCGGCAUUUUCACGUCGAUCGUACAAGUAACGUUCGUCAAAAUAUUUUGUCGUGAGUUUUAACUCAUUUUCAAUCUUUCUAAGCAAUUCAAAGGUUAUCAUGAAGCUUGCAAGAUUUUUGAUGAAACUUAGUCACGAAACUGUGACAAUUGAAUUGAAAAAUGGAACACAAGUGCAUGGAACUAUUACUGGUGUUGACAUCUGCAUGAACACACAUUUAAAAUCGGUGAAAAUGACAGUAAAGAACCGAGAUCCCGUAAACCUGGACACUUUGAGUAUUCGUGGCAACAAUAUCCGUUAUUACAUCCUCCCAGACAGUCUUCCCCUUGAUACACUGCUAGUGGAUGAAGGACCAAAGCAACCUAAAGGAGGAUUUAGAGAUCGUGGAAGGGGUCGUGGUCGAGGACGUGGGCGUGGUCGUGGAGUUCGUGGGCGUGGCAGAGGCGGACCACCACGUCGAUUUUAAACCAGAAAAAUCAUUCACUCAUCUCUAUCUUACGUAUAUUACACUUGAAGUAGAAUGGAUAAUUUCAUUCAAUCUUUAGGUUUACGUUUAUGGAGAUGGACUUAUUUGGAUAUUUGAAAAUCGUGACUUUUAUUGAAUAAAACACCUGCUGCCGAGUUUUAUAAU